AUGAUUGAACAUGUUUUAUCGGAAUUUCCUUCGAAGAGGAUACAUCCUGAAGCUAUUUAUACCAGUCGGCUACUUGAAUUUACUCAACUUCCUCAACCAAGAAAUGCCGAUCCCGUUUCAAUUCAGCAAAACUCCCUAGUAAAUCGUUCAGACUUUGGGAAGCUGGCUGCCCGACGUCGUGCAAAUAGUGUAACUUCUCAUAAUCGCCGUCCUAAUAAACAAAAGAAUAAUAGGCGAAGUGUUCAAAUUCAAAGUGUCUCGUCCACCUUUAACGAAAAACGAUUUAGCAGAUCAUUUAAUAGUGAAGAAGUCGCUGAAAGUAUGCGACGAUUAAGUCUUUCUUCAGGAUCAAAAGAUUUAAAUGCGAUAAACGAGGACUUAUUCGAAGAAUAA
Molecule: messenger RNA, 393 nt
Organism: Funneliformis caledonium
Lineage: Eukaryota; Fungi; Glomeromycota; Glomeromycetes; Glomerales; Glomeraceae
Source: the annotation of a GenBank genome assembly